AUGCCUCUCCACGCCCGCGCACCGGCGCUCCACCGCUCCUCCCACCUUCUCCCCACCGCCACCGCUCGGCUCCGCCCGUGCGCAGCGCCAGCGGCCAAACCCCGCCGCCGCACCCUCUCCUCCCUCGUCCGUGCCUCCAACUCCGACCCUCCGCAGCAGCAGCAGGUCAACCUCUCCGUCCUACGCUUCACCCUCGGGAUCCCGGGGCUGGACGAGUCGUACCUCCCGCGGUGGAUAGGCCUCGGUUUCGGCGCGCUCGUGGUCCUCAACCACCUCCUCUCCCCGUCCCCCACGCCCGCGCAGCUCAGGUCCGAGGCUCUGGGGCUGUGCCUGGCCGCGUUCUCGGCGACGCUGCCUUUCCUCGGGAGGUUCCUUGAGGGCGCUGAUGCUGCCAGCCGAGUGCCGUUGCCCGAGGGGAGCAGCCAGGUCAUAGCAAUUGGGGAUCUCUUCUGCGUACGAGGAUACUGGAAUCCACCUGCAAAUACUUCAAAAUAUGCCAUGAUUGAGUGGUUCAAAAGUCAGAUGCAACAAGUAGGACUUGUUGAUUUGAAGGAUGCUUUGUACUUCCCUAAUUCCUCAGAUUCUCAGCUUGUGAAGAUUCUGCCAGAUGGGAUUCUUUCUGUGUUAGCUCAACCAAUUCUGAGUCCUGAUCCAGCUAAUAAUGAAACAAAAACUGAAGGUGUCAUCCUGUUGGCCUCCAAUGCAAAUUAUGCAUAUAGCAAGAAAGAUAGGGCCUGGAUAAGAACAGCUGCAAACAAAUUUCAACGUGCUUAA
Molecule: messenger RNA, 774 nt
Organism: Miscanthus lutarioriparius
Lineage: Eukaryota; Viridiplantae; Streptophyta; Magnoliopsida; Poales; Poaceae
Source: the annotation of a GenBank genome assembly